AUGGCGACAUGUGUGUCGAGGUGGGAACCGAACUGGAUUUUGUUGCCGGCUUUGGAAAGAACGUCUGUCGCUCCAGAGCUUUCUACUCCGUUUCAGAUUGGAAUUAAAUCCGUGGAAAGUGUAAAUUUGCCUGAUAAUGCCCAAGGUUACCAAAUCUCUGUCAGCCUUUAUGAUGCCGUCUAUCGCUGCUUUUUUGGUCGUCUGUGGCAAGGACCUGUGGCAACAUGCCCACAGGGAAAAGCAACCAGUGCAAAUAUCUCUUACCCACAGACACUUUACAUGCACACAAGUAUAAAGAGUAAUAAUGUAUUUGCUGUUGUUGAGCUUCUGGUGCACACAAAAGAUACCACAGGACAGAACAAAUGCCGAUCCUUUGGGUGGGGGAUAAUGAGACUCUUCAAACAGGACUCAACUCUACCUGAUUCUUCUCGAAGCAGUCAGUUACCUCUCAAGAAAUUGCAAUUCUAUAAAGGCACUCCCCGUGCUCUUUAUCUGAUGGAUGAACCAGUAGAAAAUUGUGAGCAUUUGAGGAUGAUUCCUGGCUGUGUGCUAUCAUUUACUCUCUGUACUCAUCAUGCCUUGUUCAAAGUCAUACAUUUAUUACCAGAAAAUGUUUUCUUCAGUCGUUCAGAUGAAGUUCCUGGACUCUUAUCUAGUGUCAAAUGGAAAUUUCUUCUUUUUUUCUUACUUCAUACUUCUUUUAUUCUUCUUUCUUCAUUCUUCUUCUUUCUACAUUCUUCUUCUUUCUACAUUCUUCUUCAUUCUUCUUCUUUCUACAUUCUUCUUUAUUCUUCUUCUUUCUACAUUCUUCUUUAUUAUUCUUCUUUCUACAUUCUUCUUUAUUGUUCUUCUUUCUACAUUCUUCUUUAUUGUUCUUCUUUCUACAUUCUUCUUUAUUGUUCUUCUUUCUACAUUCUUCUUUAUUGUUCUUCUUUCUACAUUCUUCUUUAUUGUUCUUCUUUCUACAUUCUUCUUUAUUGUUCUUCUUUCUACAUAUUUCUUUAUUCUUCUUCUUUCUACAUAUUUCUUUAUUCUUCUUCUUUCUACAUAUUUCUUUAUUCUUCUUCUUUCUACAUAUUUCUUCAUUCUUCUUCUUUCUACUUUCUUCUUUCUUCUUCUUUCUAUCACUUUCUUCUUCUUUAUUCUUUACUUUCUUUCUUUCUUCUUCUUCUUUCUACAUUCUUCUUUCUUUUCUACUUUCUUCAUUUUCUUCUUUAUUCUUCAUUUUUCUACUUUCUUCUUUCUUCUACUUUCUUCUUCUUUCUACAUUCUUCUUCAUUCUUCUUCUUUCUACUUAUUUCUUCAUUGUACUUCUUUCUACAUUCUUCUUCAUUCUUCUUCUUUUUACUUCUUUCUUCAUUCUUCUUCUUUCUACAUAUUUCUUUAUUCUUCUUUCUUCUUCUUUCUUACAUUCUUCUUUCUACAUAUUUCUUCAUUCUUAUUCUUUCUACUUCUUUCUUCAUUCUUCUUCUUUCUACUUCUAAUAAGAAGAAAACUUUCAUCUUUUUUCAAAAUAUUCUUCUUUAUUUUUUGCUUUUUCAUUCUUUUCUAGAUUCUUUCUACUUUUUUAUUCUUCUUCUUGGAACAUUCUUCUUUUUUUUUCUUUCUUCAUUCUUCUUCAUUCUUCUUCUUUCUACAUUCUUCUUCAUUCUUCUUCUUUCUACAUUCUUCUUCAUUCUUCUUCUUUCUACAUUCUUCUUCAUUCUUCUUCUUUCUACAUUCUUCUUUAUUCUUCUUCUUUCUACAUUCUUCUUUAUUCUUCUUCUUUCUACAUUCUUCUUUAUUCUUCUUCUUUCUACAUUCUUCUUUAUUCUUCUUCUUUCUACAUAUUUCUUCAUUCUUCUUCUUUCUACAUUCUUCUUUUCUUCUUCAUUCUUCUACUUUUUCUUCUUUCUUCUUUAUUCUUCUUCUUUCUACAUUCUUCUUUCUUUCUUCUUCUUUCAUUUCUUCUUCUUUAUUCUUCUUCUUUCUACAUUCUUCUUCAUUCUUCUUCUUUCUACUUAUUACUUCAUUCUUCUUCAUUCUUCUUCUUUCUACAUUCUUCUUUAUUCUUCUUUCUACAUUCUUCUUUAUUGUUCUUCUUUCUACAUUCUUCUUUAUUGUUCUUCUUUCUACAUAUUUCUUUAUUCUUCUUCUUUCUACAUAUUUCUUUAUUCUUCUUCUUUCUACAUAUUUCUUCAUUCUUCUUCUUUCUACUUACUACUUCAUUCUUCUUCAUUCUUCUACUUUCUUCUUUCUUCUACUUUCUACUUCUUUCUACAUUCUUCUUUCUUUCUACUUUCAUCAUUCUUCUUCUUUAUUCUUUCUACUUUCUACAUUCUUCUUCUUUCUACAUUCUUCUUCUUUCUACAUUCUUCUUCAUUCUUCUUCUUUCUACAUUCUUCUUUAUUCUUCUUUCUACAUUCUUCUUUAUUGUUCUUCUUUCUACAUUCUUCUUUAUUGUUCUUAUUUUUUACAUUCUUCUUUAUUGUUCUUCUUUCAACAUUUCUUUUUAUUGUUCUUCUUUCUUCUUUUUUCUUUUUUCAUUCUUCUUUUACAUUCUUCUUUCUUUGUUCUUCUUUCUACAUUCUUCUUCUUUGUUUCUUCUUUCUUCAUAUUUCUUUAUUCUUCUUCUUUCUACAUUUUCUUUCUUUAUUCUUUCUUUUCAUAUUUCUUUCUUCUUCUUCUUUCUACAUUCUUCUUCAUUCUUCUUCAUUUUCUACUUUCUUCUUUCUUCUCUUUCUUCUUCUUUCUACAUUCUUCUUUUCUUUUACUUUCAUCAUUCUUCUUCUUUAUUCUUUCUAUUUUCUUCAUUCUUCUUCUUUCUACAUUCUUCUUCUUUCUACAUUCUUCUUCAUUCUUCUUCUUUCUUCAUUCUUCUUUUUAUUCUUCUUUCUACAUUCUUUUCUUAUUUCUUCUUUCUACAUUCUUCUUUUUCUUCUUCUUUCUGCUUAUUUCUUUAUUCUUCUUCUUUCUACAUUUUUCUUCAUUCUUCUUCUUUCUUCAUAUUUCUUCAUUCUUCUUCUUUCUACUUUUUUCUUCAUUCUUCUAUUUUUUCUUCUUUCUUCUUCUUUCUUUCAUUUUCUUCAUUCUUUUUUUUUCUUUUUUCAUUCUUCUUCUUUAUUCUUUUUUUUCUUCAUUCUUCUUCUUUCUUCAUUCUUCUUUCAUUCUUUUUUACAUUCUUCUUCAUUCUUCUUACUUUCUUCAUUCUUCUACUUUCUUCAUUUUCUCUUUCUUCUUUUCUUUCUUUCUUUUCUUUCUACAUUCUUCUUCAUUCUUCUUCUUUCUUUAUUUCUUUCUACUUCUUUUCAUUCUUCUUCUUUCUUCAUUUUUCUUCAUUCUUAUUCUUUCUUUUCUUUCUUCAUUCUUCUUCUUUCUACUUAUUUCUUCAUUCUACUUCUUUUCAUUCUUCUUCUUUCUUAUUCUUUUUACUUCUUUCUUCAUUCUUCUUCUUUUUCUUUAAUAAGAAGAAAAUCUUUUUCUUUAAAAUUAUUCUUAUAUUUUCAUCUUUCUAAUUUGCUUCUUCUUCUAUUUUUUAUUCUUCUUUCUAAAUUUCUUCUUUUUUCUUCUUCUUUCUUCUUUUCUUCUUUUCUACAUUUCUUUUUCUUUCUUCUUUCUUCUUCUUUCUACAUUCUUCUUCUUUCUACAUUCUUUUUUCUUUCUUCAUUCUUCUUAUUCUUUCUUCUUCAUUCUUCUUUCUUCUUCUUCAUUCUUCUUCUUUUCUUUCUUCUUUAUUCUUCUUUCUUUCAUUCUUCUUCUUUGUUCUUCUUUCUACAUUCUUCUUCAUUCUGCUUCUUUCUACAUUCUUCUUCAUUCUGCUUCUUUCUACAUAUUUCUUCAUUCUUCUUCAUUCUUCUACUUUCUUCUUCAUUCUUCUUUCAUUUUUCUUCUUUCUUCAUUCUUUCUUUUUCAUUAUUUCUUCUUUUUUCAUUUUUCUUCUUUCGUCAUUUCUUCUUUCUACUUAUUUCUUUAUUCUUCUUCAUUCUACAUUCUUCUUCAUUCUACUUUUGUCAUUCUUCUUCAUUAUUCUUUGUACUUCUUUCUACAUUCUUCUACUUUCGUCAUUCUUCUUCUUUCUACAUACUUCUUCAUUUUUCUACUUUCUUCAUUCUUCUUCUUUCUACUUAUUUCUUCAUUGUAUUUCUUUCUACAUUCUUCUUUCUACUUUCUACAUUCUUCUUCAUUCUUCUUUCUACUUUUUACAUUCUUCUUCAUUCUCCAUUCUUCUUCUUUCUUCAUUCUUAUUUCUUAUUCUUUCUACUUUCUUUCUUCAUUCUUCUUCUUCAUUCUUCUUCUUCUUCUUCAUUCUUAUUCUUUCUACUUCUUUCUUCAUUCUUCUUUUUUCUACUUCUUUCUACAUUCUUCUUCUUUCUUCAUCUUCAUUCUUCUUCUUUCUACUUCUUUCUACAUUCUUCUUCUUUCUUUAUUCAUCUUUUUCUUCAUUCAUCUUAUUUCUUCAUCUUUCUACAUUCUUCUUCUAUCUUCAUUCUUCUUUCUACAUUCUUCUUCAUUCUUCUUUUUUCUAUUCUUUAUAUCAUGUCUUUUUUUCAUUCUUUUUCAUUCUUCUUUCUACAUUCUUCUUCUUUCUUCAUUCUUCAUUAUUCUUUCUUCUUCAUUCUUCUUUCUUCAUUCUUAUUCUUUCUACUUCUUUCUUCAUUCUUCUACUUUCGUCAUUCUUCUUCUUCUACAUUCUUCUUCAUUCUUCUUCUCUGUACAUACUUCUACAUUUUCUUCUUUCUACAUUCUUCUACAUUCUUCUUCUUUCUACAUUCUUCUUCAUUUUUCUUCUUUCUUCAUUCUUCUACGUUCUUCUUUCUUCUUCUUUCUUCAUUCUUCUUCUUUCUACAUUCUUCUUCUUUCUUAUUUUUUCUUCUUUUCUUUACAUUCUUAUUCUUUCUACUUCUUUCUUCAUUCUUUUUUCUUUCUAUUUUUUCUUCAUUCUUAUUUUUUUUUACUUCUUUCAUUCAUUUUCUUUUUUCUUCAUUCUUCUUUUUUUCAUUCUUCUUCUUCUUCUUUUCUACAUUUUCUUUCUUCAUUCUUCUUCUCUUACAUUCUUCAUACAUUCUUCUUUCUCUUCUUUCUUUCAUUCUUCUUCUUUCAAAUUCUUCUUCAUUCUUUUCUUUUUACAUUCUUCUUCUUUCUUCUUUUCUUCUUUCUACAUUUUUCUUCAUUCUUCUUCUUUCUACAUUCUUCUUCAUUCAUUUUCUUCUUCUUUCUUCUUUUUCUUUCAUUCUUCUUCAUUCUUCUUCUUCUUCAUUCAUUCUUCUUUCUUUUUUCUUCUUUCUUCUUUUCUUCUUCAUUCUUUUUUUUUUUAUUUCAUUUUCUUUUUUUCUACAUUCUUCUUCAUUCUUCUUCUUUCUACAUUCUUUCUUCAUUCUUCUACUUUCGUCAUUCUUCAUUAUUAUUUCUACUUCUUUCUACAUUCUUCAUUCUUCUUUCUACAUUCUUAUUCUUUCUACAUUCUUCUUCAUUCUUAUUCAUUCUACUUCUUUCUUCAUUCUUCUUUCUACAUUCUUCUUCAUUCUUUUACUUUCGUCAUUCUUCUUCAUUAUUCUUUCUACUUUUCUUCUUUUCUUCUUUUUCUUCAUUCUUUCUUCAUUCUUCUUCAUUCUUCUUCUCUUUCUACAUUUUUCUUUUUUUCUUCUUUUUUUUUUUCACUUUCUUCUUCAUUCUUCUUUCUUUUCUUUCUUCAUUCUUCUUCUUUCUCUUCUUUUCUUCUUCAUUCUUUCUUUCUUCAUUCAUUCUUUAUUUCUUCUUUCUUCUACAUUCUUCUUCUUUCUUCAUUAUUCUUUCUACUUCAUUCUUCUUCUUCUUUCUACAUUCUUCAUUCUUCUUCUUCUUUCUACAUUCUUCUUCUUCCUUAUUGUUUCUACAUUCUUUUUCAUUCUUAUUCUUUCUACUUCUUUCUUCAUUCUUUUUUCUACAUUCUUCUUCAUUCUUUUACUUUCGUCAUUCUUCUUCAUUAUUCUUUCUACUUUCGUCAUUCUUCUUCUUUCUACAUUCUUCUACAUUCUUCUUCUUUCUACAUUCUUCUACAUUCUUCUUCUUUCUACAUUCUUCUUCAUUCUUCUUCUUUCUUUCUUUCUUCCAUUCUUUUCUUUCUACUUCUUUCUUUCUUCUUCUCUUUUCUUUCUUUCUUUAUUCUUUCUUCUUCUUUCUACAUUCUUCUUCUUUCUAUUUAUUUCUUCUCUCUGCUUAUUUCUUCAUUGUACUUCUUUCUACAUUCUUCUUCUUUCUACAUUCAUUUUUCUUCUUUCUACAUUCUUCUUCAUUCUUCUUCUUUCUUCAUUCUUCUACUUUCGUCAUUCUUCAUUAUUCUUUCUACUUCUUUCGUCAUUCUUCUACUUUCUCUUCUUCUUUCUACAUUCUUCUUCAUUCUUCUUCUUCUUCAUUCUUCUUCAUUCUUCUUUAUUCUUCUUCAUUCUACUUCUUUCUACAUUCUUUCUUCUUUCUUCAUUCUUCUUCAUUCUUCUUCUUUCUACAUUCUUCUUCUUUCUUCUUCUUUCUACUUCUUUCUUCAUUCUUAUUCUUUCUACUUCUUUCUUCAUUCUUCUUUUAUCUUCAUUCUUCUUUUCUACAUUCUUCUUCAUUCUUCUCUCUACAUUCUUCUUCAUUCUUCUUCUCUCUACAUUAUUCUACAUUCUUCUUCUCUCUACAUUCUUCUUCAUUCUUCUUCUCUCUACAUUAUUCUACAUUCUUCUUCUCUCUAAAUUCUUCUACAUUCUCCUUUCUACAUUCUUCUUCUUUCUACAUAUUUCUUCUUUCUACAUUCUUCUUCAUUCUUCUUCUUUCUACAUUCUUCUUCAUUCUUCUUCAUUCUUCUUCUUUUUUCUUCAUUCUUCUUCUUUCUUAUUCUUCUUCAUUCUUCUUCUUUCUACGCUUUUAUCUUCUUUCUUCUUUUGUGAUUCAUUCUUCUUUUAUCUUCAUUUUUCUUCUUUCUACAUUCUUCUUCAUUCUUCUUCUUUCUACUUCUUUCUUCAUUCUUCUACUUUCGUCAUUCUUCAUUAUUAUUUCUACUUCUUUCUACAUUCUUUUUUAUUCUUCUUCUUUCUACUUUUCUUUUUUCAUCUUUUCUUUCUUUCUUCUUCUUCCUUCUUCUUUUUAAGGUUUGAUUCUUUCUUCAUUCUUCAUUUCAGAAUUCUUCUGAAUUUCUUUUACUUUCCUCUUGUAUAUUUCUUCAUUAUUCAGGCAUCUUUUGUAUUUCUUCUUUCUUUAAAUUCUGAACUGUAUUUUUCUUCUUUCUUUGGAUUCUUCUUCUUUCUAGAGGAUAUUUCUUCUUUCAUUCUUCUUUAUUCUUUUUCUUUGUCAUUCUUCAUUCUUCUUCUUCUUUCUCUUCUUUUCUUCCUUUUGUUUGCACAUUUUUUUUUUUUUUUUUUUUUUUCUUCAGGAAUUUUCUUUUUUCUACAUUCUUCUUCAAUUCAGUUCUACUUUCGUCAUUCUUCUUCGUCAUUCUUCUUCUUUCUACAUUGUUAA
Messenger RNA from Acanthosepion pharaonis, 7452 nucleotides. The record is from the annotation of a GenBank genome assembly. Lineage: Eukaryota; Metazoa; Mollusca; Cephalopoda; Sepiida; Sepiidae.